Messenger RNA from Saccostrea echinata, 4222 nucleotides. Its product is annotated as TGF-beta receptor type-1-like. The coding region runs from base 40 to 1596 and encodes 518 amino acids. The record is from RefSeq and is a predicted model, not a curated record. The transcript has 10 exons. NCBI's taxonomy places the organism in Eukaryota, Metazoa, Mollusca, Bivalvia, Ostreida, Ostreidae. Gene Ontology annotation, biological process: protein phosphorylation; cellular response to growth factor stimulus; nervous system development. Gene Ontology annotation, molecular function: activin receptor activity, type I; ATP binding; activin binding. Gene Ontology annotation, cellular component: plasma membrane; activin receptor complex.
GAGAAAAAAAAUGUAGCACCAAAACACAGGUGCUCGAAAAUGUUAUCUUAUUAUGUUUUAACCUGUUUGUUUCUUACUGUCCUUUUUACUGAUGUCACAACAGGCUUGAAGUGCUUCUGCGCAGAAUGCGUUUUCAACAACCAGACAUGUGAGACUGACGGGGUGUGUCUUACGAUUAGGUCCAUAAGGAAAGAUGGGACUGAAAAAAUAAGAUACAGGUGUAGUGUUGAAGCUGAUAAUCUUCCACGUAUUCCGAACCAUGACAUCUUAGAGUGUAUGAAUACCAAACUUCGUGGAGAUUCAUCCAGUAAACUCUGUUGUAAUGAUGAAGAUUACUGCAAUAAACUUCUGCGACCUACAUUUGCUCCACCCACAACCCAUACUCCAACAUUCAGAGAGAAUCCUGAACCUAGACUGACCUUUGGAACAUGGGAGUUAGUUUCUCUGAUUGCUGGGCCUGUGAUUGUGGUCUCCAUCUUAUUUGUCAUAUGUUUCCUCUCCUACAGACAGUGCCAGCAUCAAGGGUACUGUCUCUCCCCCAAGGCCAUGAUAGAUGGACCCAGUGAGACACAGCCCUUCAUGCAGCCUGGCCAGAACACAGACACGCUGAGAGAAAUGAUCAUGGAGUAUUCAGGCUCUGGUUCAGGACUUCCCCUACUUGUCCAGAGAACCAUUGCCAGACAGAUUCAACUGGUGGAGAUCAUUGGAAAGGGUCGUUAUGGAGAAGUUUGGCGAGGACGCUGGAGAGCUGAAAACGUAGCUGUAAAAAUCUUCUCUUCCCGUGAGGAAAGAUCAUGGAUACGAGAGGCAGAAAUUUAUCAGACAGUCAUGCUGAGGCAUGAAAAUAUUCUGGGAUUCAUUGCAGCUGAUAACAAGGAUAAUGGCACAUGGACCCAGUUAUGGUUGAUAACAGAUUACCAUGCCAAUGGUUCUUUGUUUGAUUACCUAAACAGAACAGUUUUGUCCACAACACAAAUGAUCAGACUGGCCAUGUCUGCUGCAUGUGGGCUUGCCCAUCUCCACAUGGACAUUGUGGGCACAGAAAUUCAUGCUGGGAAACCAGCUAUUGCCCACAGAGACUUAAAAAGUAAAAACAUUCUGGUUCGGAAUGAUGGGGUCAGUUGUUGUAUAGCAGAUUUAGGUUUGGCUGUCCGACAUGACCCUGUAACGGAUGCAGUGGAUAUUGCUCCUAAUAACAGAGUUGGGACCAAGCGAUAUAUGGCCCCAGAGGUUUUAAAUGAUACGAUCAACAUGAAUCAGUUUGAUUCCUUCAAGAGAGCCGAUGUGUAUUCAUUUGGACUGGUGCUAUGGGAGAUUACUCGUCGCUGUUCAGUAGGAGGUAUAGUAGAGGACUAUCAAUUGCCAUUUUAUGAUAUUGUGCCCUCGGAUCCCAGUCUCGAGGACAUGAAAAAGGUGGUGUGUGAUGACCGACAAAGGCCAGGGAUCCCCAACAGAUGGCAGACAGUAGAGAGUUUAAAAGUCAUGUCACGGUUGAUGAGAGAAUGCUGGUAUCACAAUCCUGCCGCUCGGUUGACAACACUGCGCAUUAAAAAAUCACUUGAUAAUCUGGCAAAGUCAGAAGAUAUGAAAAUCUGAUACCAAAGAUAACAAAAACUCUUAAAAGUGGCCAUGGCUUUGGUAUGACUGCAAUCUGUUACAGUUGUAUUGAACAUUAGGUACAUGUAGAACAUGUAUGAUUGAUGCUGGGCUUUCAGACUUUUGUACUUUAGUGGGAAUGACAUUGACAGCAGUCUGGGCAUUUGUGAUAUACGUGUGUAUGUGUGUGAUAAGUAUAAUGUUCAUGAGAAGUGUUGUAUGUAGGUGUUGUUUGAGAAGUUGUUGAAGGAGAUAGACAUGGUUUACGUUGUUGUAUGUCUUUUGCAUUUUUUAAAAUUCACUUUUAGAAAAAAAAUGGAUUCUUUUACCUCUUCCUUAUACAUUAAUUGUUGAUGUGCUUUUAUUUUAAAAUGUGAUUUUAGUCUCUUAAAUCUAUCUUUAUUCAUUUUUACUGUCUGUACUUAAUAAGGUUUUAUUUAAGAAAACAUGAUCUAUUUACAAGAACAACUUGAGGUUGAUGAUUGACUGUAUUGUGACUACCUCACAUCAAAAGAGGAAAAAGAUACUAUUAAGUCACUCAAACACUGAAAAGUUUUGGUAAAGAAUUUAAAUUAUUUCAUGGAAAUGUAUUGCUAAUUCCAGUUCAUUUGUAUAGGGAACUGGUUUCCUUCUUCCUUUUUUUGGAUUGCAUGACUUUGCAUGUAUCCUGGCAAUAUUCUUAUAUGUUGUUAACAAAUAUACACUGUAUAUGCUAAUGGCAAAAAAAGUUGUUGAAUGCAGACAUGUAGUGCUCUGUAAACUUGUACACAAAUGAAAUGUAUAUUUUCUUUACUGUAAUGGCUUCAAUUCUGUAAUAUUUCUCGGCUUUUUAUGCCAUGAUUAAAUCUUCAAAUCAUGUGCAUGAAAAGUUUUUGAAAUUCUUUAGUUUCAUUUGAUAAUUGUGUAUUUUUACAAGUGAAUUCCACAGUGACAAUUGUUGUAAAUAAUGUAGUCAUAAUCAUGUGUUUCAUGUCAUAAUAAGUUAAGUUGGAUUAAAGUCCUUUUUCCAAUUUGUCAUUUUUUUAGCAUUAAGAUUUUAUGUUGGUAUCAAAAUACAUGUACAUGUAUACUAGUAUAUACUAGUAUAUGUGUAAAUUAAAAAAAAAUAUAUUUAUCAUGUCUCAAUAAGUUAGAGGGGUGAAAGUGGAUCAAAAUCACAUUAUUCAUUUUAUUUGACUAUAUUGUAGAAUAUGUUUACCUUUUAAUAGAACAGAAAAAAAUCUGUUUUGUGUAGAAUUUUGUCAUUAUUUUGAAGCAAAAAUCUUAAAAAAAAAAAACUUUAAAACUCUACAAAAUUAAGUCACAAAAUUCAUUCUGCAAAAAUUGAAUUUGUAAAGAAGAAAUUGCUGACAACCCUUUUAUUGAAAUAUUAAUUCCCUAGCAGAAAGUCUGUAUUGCAUUGUUUUAUGAAAAUUCAUUAUGUCUAAAUCAUAUUUUCUGACUGUGAAUAAGAGGUUUGAACUACUAGCGUGUGUCAUGAUGCCAAGCAAUUGCAUUAUAACAUACUGUAAGUAUUACUUUGAUAGGUACAUAUCUUUGUGUUGUUCUAUAAUUUGUGUACAUGUCCUCAUUUUGUGAAUUUUAGCCAAUUUUUUUUUGUAUGUGCAGAUUUUAGAAUACAUGUAUUUAUUACAAUAAUGUGUGGCUAAAGUGCUUUUUCUGUAUUAUAUUUUUAGGAUCAGUGAGAGUAUAUUCAUUUAUUAACAUAUGACAUAAUGGUUGUGUACUGAUACAUUUUAGUUUCUUUGCUGGAAUCAAAAUCUCAAAAUAGUUGAUCAGCAUGACAAUUUAUAUACUUUUUUAGAAUCAAAGUUUUACAAUGGUGUAGGUUAAAUCCUUGUUAAAUGAUUAUUACAGUGUAAUCUUUUUUUUUUAUCUUUUAAUUUGGAUUUUAAUUUUUUUCAAUCUUGGAUAAACAAUUACCUUUCAGGAUGAAUAUGUAGUGGUGAAAUAACAAAUUUGUAAGCUUGUGACAUAGCUAUUAUACUGAAACCAAAAAAAAGAAAUAUACUACAUUUUUUAUAAGCUGAUUUAAGUAAAAUAUUUAUUGUACUGUUAAUGUAAAUACUGAUUUUUCUGGUUAGCAUUUUAAGUUUGUUAAACUCUCUCGGGAAUGAUUCUUCAAGUUUUGAUCUGGACUAAAUUUAGUCAUUUAUACCAGAUCAGUUUAAUACUUCUCAAAAAAAUCUUUGACUAUACACUUUUAACUUUUAUAUAACUCAAACAAUUUAAUGAACUGAGGUGUCAUACUAUUAAACCUGAUCCUUACCUGUAUAGGGCAUUGCACUAAAGGAAUAUUGUCAUCAGUUAUAUAAAAUCCAAUAUUUUCAACAGAAGCAGUAAAUGACUUGUAUAACAUUGCUUUGCUUUGUAUAAUACAGUUACCCCCAAGUCUACAUUGCUCUGCACAUAUAAAUCUAUACAGAAUUUAAAAACAUACAAUUUUUUCCCUCUCAGCUAUACUUCAGACAGAGUCGAGUAUAAAUGAAUAAAAUGGAAACAUGGAAUUUCCCCAAAAUGUUUACAAAAAGCCCUGUACCUUUGUUCAGUGUCUCAACUUUACUUUUUGACAUAUUGUGUUAAAAUGUCAAGACAUGUUCAGUGGAAUAAAAUUCUGAAAUAUUUA